Sorex fumeus (smoky shrew) is the source of this 1800-nucleotide messenger RNA. It is a transcript of the gene HDGFL3, whose product is annotated as HDGF like 3. Lineage: Eukaryota; Metazoa; Chordata; Mammalia; Eulipotyphla; Soricidae. Gene Ontology annotation, biological process: regulation of transcription by RNA polymerase II. The transcript is spliced from 6 exons. The record is from RefSeq and is a predicted model, not a curated record. Gene Ontology annotation, molecular function: double-stranded DNA binding; transcription coregulator activity. Bases 101 to 712 code for a protein of 203 amino acids. Gene Ontology annotation, cellular component: nucleus.
CCGCCGCGUCCCUCGUCGGAGCGGCCGCCCGCCCGGCCGGCUCGAGGCCCGGAGCGGCUGGUGCGCGGCGGCGACGCGGAGCGGGCAGGGCGGCGGCGGGAUGGCGCGGCCGCGGCCCCGCGAGUACAAGGCGGGCGACCUGGUGUUCGCCAAGAUGAAGGGCUACCCGCACUGGCCGGCCCGGAUCGAUGAACUCCCAGAGGGCGCUGUGAAACCUCCAGCCAACAAGUACCCCAUCUUCUUUUUUGGCACCCAUGAAACUGCAUUUCUAGGUCCCAAAGACCUUUUUCCUUAUAAGGAAUACAAAGACAAAUUUGGAAAGUCCAAUAAGCGGAAAGGUUUCAAUGAAGGAUUGUGGGAAAUAGAAAAUAACCCCGGAGUGAAGUUCACUGGAUACCAGGCAAUUCAGCAGCAGAGCUCUUCAGAGACCGAGGGGGAAGGUGGAAACACAGCAGAUGCAAGCAGUGAGGAAGAAGGCGACAGGGUGGAGGAGGACGGCAAAGGCAAGAGAAAGAACGAGAAGGCAGGCUCGAAGCGGAAAAAGUCAUAUGCGUCCAAGAAAUCCUCGAAACAAUCCCGGAAGUCUCCAGGGGAUGAAGAUGACAAGGACUGCAAAGAGGAGGGCAACAAAAGCAGCUCUGAGGGUGGCGAUGCAGGCAACGACACACGAAACACUGCUUCAGACUUGCAGAAAAGCAGCGAAGGGACCUAACUACUGUAAUGACUGCUGCGUGUUCAGAGAAACCACGGGAAAGUCCUUCGCUGGUUGUCUGACAUUCUUGGAUUUGAUAUGAACCGACACCUAGUCUUGUUAUCACCGACUGAACCCCAGUGCGUGUACGUUCUUCACAUUCCUUUCUGUUGUGUUUGGGAGAAAAAGACUUCUCCGCCUUUUCGAAGGUUCUCGAUUUAAUUCCAUGUUGUUUGGUUGCAUGAAGUUGCCCUUAACCACUAAGGAUUGUCAAGAUUUUUGCACAAACUCAUCCUCAUCUAGGGUCCCUUUGAUCGAGGCAGUAAUUAUGGCUCAUCAUUCUCCUGCCUUUCCUCCAGGGCCACCAAAAACUCAGUUCAGUAUAAAUUCGCAUUUGUUUAAUGACCACUCAACAUAAUGCUGAAGAGAUUUCCUCUCUGUGGCAGAGCCCAGGAACCAAUUCCUAGAUAUACAAUGCCGGCAUAUUGAAGAUGGAAGUAAAAAUUGCUCUUCAGUUUUGAGGCCAUGUGUAAAAGUUUAAUCAUGUUGUAAAAUAUCUAUUCCAUAUUAGAACUAGCUAGUUGACAGCUGAUACUUCUCCAGGUCCACGUUGUUAUGUAUGCAAACUCAGUUUCUGUAUGUGAGGUUAGUGAGUCUCUGUGUUACGUAAAAAUAAAGGCGAUGAUUUAUUUUUUCCCAAUGCCAAUUUGAGCUCGUCUCUCAAGGUAGGUACUUGACACGUGACAGUGGGGCAGCAGCAGCCCUGUGAGGAGCCGAGAGCACACGGAUUUCAAACCUAGACUGAAAAUGAACUCUUUGUUUUCCUUUGGAACUAGAAUUAGCAUAGUUACUAUUCAUCCACAAGCCAUGAUUAUGUGUACAUUAUUGUUGCUCUUGUGAUAAUAGAGAGUUUUAUUUAUUUUUAUGCCGGCUUCAAUCGUGAGACACACGUAGUCGGUUUGGGUUUUAUCGAUCCUGUUAUGCUUGUCCUUAGAGCCUCUUUCGCGUACUCGAGGUUUGUAGUUGAAAAGUUUACUGUAAAAAAAAAAUCAAAAAACAAAACAAAAAAAAUGUAUUGUUUUUACAAAAUAAAUUUAUUGGAAUGUGUA